AUGAUUUAUACUGACGUCUCUAGUAAAAGGAGAUUUAUCCAAUGUUGCUGUGCAAUCUUUUGGUGUUUAUUAUCAGGAGGACCAAUUUUUGGUUUUGCUGCUUUAAAACCUAUUUUAAUCAAACAAGGUAUUUAUGAAGAAGUUUGUAAUGUUGGUAUUGAAGUUAGUGAUUUAGUAAUGGAAAGUCAACCAACUUUCACCAACAUGUUAUUAGGGAAAGUAUUCGCUUUAGAAAAUGAUACUGUGGCUAAAUGUACCAAUCAAGAUUUAAAGUUGAAUAUGAUGUUCACUGUUGGUGCUGUAGUUACUAAUGUAUCAGCAUUAGUUAUUGGUAGUGUUUUAGAUCGUUAUGGACCUAAAGUAUGUGGAUUAAUUGGUGCUUUCUUCCUUUACUUUGCUUGUUUCAUCUUUAUUUAUGCUGAUAAUAUCACUGAUAGUUUCAUUUCAUCAUUUUUCGAUCCUUAUUUGAUUGGUUAUGCUUCAAUGGCUUUGGGAGGUCCAUUUGCUUAUAUUUCAUCAUUCCAAUUAUCAAAUUCUUUCCCUAAAAAAUCUGGUUCUGUGUUAGCUUUAUUGACAGGAGCUUUUGAUUCCUCAUCAGCUUUAUUUUUAAUCUUCAGAAUCGUUUAUAAUAAGACCCAAGGUUCUUUCUCCAUUGAAGAUUUCUUUAAAGUAUACUUAUUAGUCCCAGUUUUCAUCACUGUAGCCCAAAUAUUCGUUAUGGAAUGGGAUUCUUAUAAAACUCCUCCUGAUACUACAUUAUGUGUUGAUGAUCAUCAACCAACUGAAGAACAACCAUUAUUAGAACCUUCUCAUCGUAGAAGAGAUUCAAUUGGUGAUGCUUUGAAACAACCAUAUGCUGAAGAAGGUGAAGCCAACUUAGUUAAAUAUUCCGGUGGAAUCUUUGGUAUUUUACAUGGAUAUUCCGCUAAAUAUCAAAUGAAAACUCCUUGGUUUUACCUUAUGUGUCUUUUCGCAACCAUUCAAAUGUUAAGAUUGAAUUAUUUCGUCGCUACCAUCAACACCCAAUACACCUAUUUAUUACAUUCAAUCUCACUGGCUGAAGCUUUAACUAAAUUUUUCGAUUUAGCUUUACCUUUAGGUGGAGUUAUCUCCAUUCCUUUCGUUGGUUUAUUCUUAGACUACUGUUCAACCGUUUUAGUAUUGAAUGCUUUAUUGGCCGUAUCUUUACUUAUAGGUGUAUUGGGAUGUAUUGGUAAUUAUUAUACUGGUAUCAUUAAUGUGUGUAUUUUUGUUGGUUAUAGACCUUUCUUCUAUACUGCCGUAUCAGAUUUCUGUGCAAAAGUAUUUGGUUUCGAUACUUUCGGUACUGUUUAUGGUGCCAUCAUUUGUACUUCAGGUAUUUUCAACUUCAGUCAAAGUAUCUUGGAUAAAUUAACUCACACCAGUUUCAACAUGAACCCAGUUCCAAUCAAUAUCAUUUUAGUAUGCUUAACUGUCUUAAUUGGUGGUAUUACUGUCACUUAUGUUAGAAUUCAAGCCGGCUUAUAUAAUCAAAGAAAACAAGCUCAAUUAAAUAGUCAAUAG
Yamadazyma jaroonii is the source of this 1545-nucleotide messenger RNA. The record is from the annotation of a GenBank genome assembly. Lineage: Eukaryota; Fungi; Ascomycota; Pichiomycetes; Serinales; Debaryomycetaceae.